Sphaerodactylus townsendi is the source of this 1274-nucleotide messenger RNA. Its product is annotated as adenosine deaminase-like protein. NCBI's taxonomy places the organism in Eukaryota, Metazoa, Chordata, Lepidosauria, Squamata, Sphaerodactylidae. Gene Ontology annotation, biological process: inosine biosynthetic process; adenosine catabolic process. The transcript has 10 exons. The coding region runs from base 17 to 1072 and encodes 351 amino acids. Gene Ontology annotation, molecular function: adenosine deaminase activity. The record is from RefSeq and is a predicted model, not a curated record.
CGGCCCUGCAAGGAGCAUGGACGAGGCGCGCCGCUUCUUCCUGCAGCUGCCCAAAGCGGAACUCCAUGCCCACUUGAAUGGCUCUAUCAGUUCAGAGACGAUGAAGAAAUUAAUGGCGCUGAAGCCGGAUCUUUGGGUUCAUGAUGGGAUGACCGUGAUAGACAAGGGCCAGAAAAGGAGCUUGGAAGAAUGCUUUGAGAUGUUCCAGAUCAUCCAUCAAGUGACCAACAGGACAGAAGAUAUAUUGAUGGUAACCAAGGAUGUUAUUCGGGAGUUUGCUGCAGAUGGCGUCAAAUACCUGGAGUUAAGGAGUACACCCAGAGAGGAACAAACCACAGGUAUGACCAAGCAGUGCGACGUGGAAGCUGUCAUGAAGGUGCAUACAAGCAGUGCAAGGAAGAAGCCAGUGGAUAUAGAUGUUAGAUUUCUAAUCUCAGUGGAUCGAAGAGGGGGACCGGCUGUCGCCAAGGAGACCGUGAAACUGGCGGAGGAGUUUUUGCUGUCCACGGAUGGUGUGGUGGUAGGGCUGGACCUCAGUGGAAAUCCGACAGCAGGACACGGCAAGGAUUUUUUGGAACCCCUCUUGGAAGCCAAGAACAGGGGCCUGCGGCUGGCUUUGCACCUGUCGGAGGACGAAAGAGACCAAACUCCUCCUGGGCCUGCCUCCUGGCCUAGUCGAGACGCGGCACCUUUCUUCAUUCGCCCGCCGGCGUGCCUGAGAACUCGUUCAACUCCUCGUCGAGACAACAUCGAUGUUCCUCUUAAACUCUGCGUGACCUCAAAUCUCAAAGGGCAGACCGUGCCUUCGAUUGAGCUCCACCAUUUCGGAUUCUGGUACAACACGGGGCAUCCGGUCGUGCUUUGCACGGACGAUAAAGGUGUGUUUGCGACCGACUUGUCUCGGGAGUACCAGCUGGUUGCCGAGACGUUUCAGCUGUCCCGAGAACAGGUGUGGCAUCUCUCGUACCAUGCCAUCGACUACGUUUUUGCUGGCGCCCGUACCAAGGCUGAGCUGAAGGAAAAGUGGAACAAACUGAAACCAUCUCUGCUAAGUCAGGACGCUUUCCCGUGAUCUCAGUGCCGCGGUCCUGUUCCUAUCAACCACAUUUGCUGAGCUGUUUUUCUUUUAGGGGCUUGCUUUGCAGUCUUGCUGACCUCUGCAGGGCGGCGCGUCCACUGAUUUUGUUUUUUUGUGUGACUAUGAGGCUUUCUGCACUACAGAAGGGAGCUAAGGUCGACUCGGUUCCCUUCAGUGGGGGGCGAUUCCAGGCUGU